AUGAAACGAGGCGCUGACACACGUGUAUCUGCAGGUGAGAUCUUGCAGACAGACACCAAAUACGUGAUGCACAAGAUGGAUUUUCUUAACACAGUUGAGAUUAUUACAUCAGAUGGAUCCAAAAACACAUGGACAAAAUUGAACAAUGGCAAUGUGACAGAAAGAAAAGCCAGCACUGAUCUUCUGCAAGCUAUUGAGACUAUAAGCAGCCAUCUCUCAGAUGUGGACUUUUCUAUAACAACACAAUCCAUUCAGUUAAAUAGGACUAUAACUGAUGAUAACUCUAAGACUAUCGAUGUAAUAUCUUACCUGGAGAACUCAACUACACGUACUGAAAUUCUGAUACCAAAUGUUCCUAAAUCAACUGCCAUAACCAUCAUCAUCUUCACGAAUCUUAACAAUGUUCUACCAACGCGAGAUACUUCUAAUAAUGACAACAAGACAUCAAAAAACAUCAUCAAUGGAGACGUGGUUGUUGUUCAGGUCAAUCAAACAAUUCAUAACAUUUCAUUUGCAUUCGAUACUAAGAAUACAUCAUUGAAAAAUCCUCAGAGUGUCUUUUGGAACUUUUCUCUGGACCGAUGGGAUUCCAAUGGAUGUAAAGUCAAGAACUUUGUGAAUAAAACAGUAACUUAUGAAUGCAACCACACAACCUCCUUUUCAAUCCUGAUGUCACCGUUUCCAGUUGAUAUCCCAGCGUAUAUAACAUACAUUGGUGUAGCUAUUUCAUUAGCCAGCUUAAUUCUGUGCCUCAUUAUUGAGGCGAUCGUAUGGAAGUCAGUGACACGAAAUGACACAGCGUACAUGCGUCACGUCUCAAUAGUCAACAUUGCUGUUUCGCUGCUGAUCGCAGACAUCUGUUUCAUCAUCGUAGCUGCAUUUGCAGACCAAGAGCAGUUGCUCUCAGUGGAUCGCUGCAGUCCAGUAGUUUUCUUUAUGCACUUUUUUUACCUGGCUGUUUUUUUCUGGAUGUUCAUUUCAGCACUUUUGCUUCUUUACCGCACCGUCAUGGUCUUUUCUCAGAUGUCAAGGACUAAUAUGAUGGUCAUUGCCUUCACUGUUGGUUAUUGUGCACCUUUGCUCAUAGCGGUUAUUACUGUUGCAUCCACAGCUGGACCUAAAAACUAUGUCUCAAAAGAAAAUGUAUGUUGGCUGAACUGGUUUCAGUCUAAGGCCCUGCUGGCAUUUGUGGUUCCAGCUCUGACUAUUGUUGCCUUUAACCUCAUGGUUUUGAUUGUGGUUUUGUGUAAGAUGGUCAGAAGAGGAGUUGGUGCUUUAACUAAUUCAAAUGAGAAACACACUCUUGUGGUUAUUGCCCGAUGUGUGGCCAUUCUGACUCCUAUCUUUGGUCUAACAUGGGGAUUUGGCAUUGGAACCAUGGUGUCACCUGAACGACCCCUUCAUAUAGUGUUUGCAAUCCUCAAUUCAUUCCAGGGAUUUUUUGUUUUGGUGUUUGGAUUACUUUUUGACAGCAAGGUCCGUGAGUCACUGGCAGGAAAGCUGUCAUUAAAGAACCUCAGUUCCAGUCCUACCAGGAGCACUAAUGCUGGAACAUCAUCUACAGGUGGACUGGGUAUCCUACGAUGGCUGCGUAGGAGAAAUGUAUACAACCUGUCUGAUCCCAGCCCGGCUACCUCUGCUAACAGCUCCAGUGGAUCUCAUUUAAUCCCUAAUUAACUAUCUAUUAACUAAAAUCAACUGACUUAUUUAAACAUUUUAAUUUUGUCUGUUACAUACAGUACAUAUGUAAACUCCACUUUAUUUUACUGUUUUGGAAAUUAAAUCUGUGUUCUGUAAUCAAUGUUCUUAGAUGAUGUUACACUGUAAAAUUAAGUGUGCAAUUUGAAAGAAAUAUGUGGCGGUUUCCCGCAUAGGGAUUAGAUUAGUCCUAGACUAAAAUAAAUUUAAGAGCUGUUCAAACUGAAAACAACUUGCACUGACAUGUCUAAAAAAAUUUUCAUUGCCUCACCAAUUCCUUAAGGAAGCAUGUUUGUUAAAACUAGUUAUAUUUCCUAAUUAAACUAAGGCCUACUCAUGGCUUUAGCUAAUUCAUGUCUAGGAAAAACACCUAUGUUUUUUAUUUAAUAUACAUUAAAAUGUACAUUCAUUUAGGGAAGACAGUGGCUACUGUAGCAGGCACUCCAGUGAAUAUUUUUCAUGGUCAUUUCUUUAUAGCCACAUCAUUAGACACAGUUUCACAGUUAGGGGUAAAAGAAUACUGAACACAAGACUUACCUUGGUUAGGCCACAUUACAAUCAAAAAUCUCCCAUUACUGCCAUUAUUGGUUAAGCAUAUUGUUAAUGGUUUUAUAGAGGGCCGCAGGAAUGACGUAUUUUUACAUGGGUUCCUUCGCAAUAAAGCACAUUCAUUUUUCUCAUAGGCUUUUGGAUUAUUGCAAAAAAUAAACUCUGU
Messenger RNA from Paramisgurnus dabryanus, 2413 nucleotides. The record is from RefSeq and is a predicted model, not a curated record. NCBI's taxonomy places the organism in Eukaryota, Metazoa, Chordata, Actinopteri, Cypriniformes, Cobitidae.